Molecule: messenger RNA, 2763 nt
Organism: Bipolaris maydis ATCC 48331
Lineage: Eukaryota; Fungi; Ascomycota; Dothideomycetes; Pleosporales; Pleosporaceae
Source: RefSeq, a predicted model, not a curated record
AUGUCAUCCGCUACGCCAUCAGAAGCUAGUCACUCUUCAGUUUCGCACAACAUCGUCCAGAACCAAGAUGAAAAUACCAAUAGCGAAACUGCUUUGGUUCUACAAUCCGAUCUUGUUAAAGAAGAACGUGUCAGGCAUGAGCAUGUACUUGAUCAUGCUUGCUCGCUUUUGGAUAGCCAGGGUCCCGGCAAUGUCCGUAUUGGUGUUGCAUUGAGUGCAGAAUCCUCUCUACAAGUUAAUACUGCAGAAAAUGGUAAGAAAUUUGUGCCUAUCACUUUGUUCAAGUUGUACGUCGAUUGUUCUAACGUCUUCCAAGUUUCAUUUAACAAUCUUCCCAGCCCAACCAUAAGCUGCAAUGUGGACUCUCCUCAUGGGCGAUUUCACGAGCACAGUCAACAUCAGCCUGUCGUGCAAACGACUGAGCAGUCUGAACAAAGUCCCCGGAAACCAAUUCCUGCUCAUUGGCUUCCCAAAGCCGCCAGCCCAAAACUUGCAACUGCACAACGUGCGAAAGAACGAACAUUGAAGAAAAUCUCUGAUAAUGGCUCGCCGGGAUAUUCGAAGGGAAUUCGUACAACGCGAAGCUCCGUGGACUUGGGUAGAUCUCAUGGCAGAGAGGGUACAACAUAUCUGACAAAAGAGGCUCUGGAAGCUGUUGAAGCCACAAUGACGUCCCCUGGAAAGCAUACAGGUUCUGUCAAAUUUUCUAGUUCUGCUUCAAAGCCAGUGUGGAAUAGCCCUACAUCGCCGCUACGCAGUGUUGCACGCCAGCAAUCCGGGUGCUCGCUCAAGAUGUCACCCACAAAGUCAUCGCACCAUCCAAACAAGUCUAUCGCAGCGGGUCAAUCGCGAGUAUCGAAUACUGACACUGUAUCCGCAACCAAGGCUUCGUUUUGUGCUACGGAUGGCUCACCGCAUAAGCCUCGGAAUGUCAAUACAGCAUCGGUCUCGCCGGUGAAACCCAAGAGUGAAAACCAACCAAUCUCCAAGGCCAAGGUUUCUCUUCGUAUGAAUGUGCCGAAUGCAAGUACCGACCACAACAAAGAUUUUAGCGAACUGAGCCCAAAGGCUACAAAAGCUUCUGAAAGUAAUGGUUCGAUGGGUCCAGUUUCUAGCACAUGCACAUCUCGCAUUCCUCGUGUCGGCACAACAAACAAGGACCAGAACUCAUCCCGUAUUUCCGCUCUGCGGCGAGCAAAGUCUGCAGUAGGGACCAUGCGAUCAAAAGCAAAGGUUCUCAUAGACAUUCCUGUGGUAUCAAAUGAAAUGACUCUAUCCAACACGCCCAUGUCUAAUACCUCACGUGGUCAUUCGGAUGAAAACACGCAUCCAAAUACUAUCGACUCUCAGCAUCGGGAUCUUGACCUCGGAACGAAAAAAGAAGGAUAUUCCCGGCAUAUCGAUUCUCAAGACCAUAAGUCAGUGCACGCUCACUUCUACAUGCCAAACAACCCGGCGGGCAACGAUGAAAUUGGUUUGUGUCAAGAUGAGAGCCAUCCUGAAUCAAAUCCAGUUGGAGUGUGUGGGUAUUCAGGCUACGUCCCAAGCACUCCACCAUUUUUGAAGGCUUCCCGCAGGGCCACAAGCAACUCUUAUGAGAAGGUAUCUCGAGAUGGUGCGGACCCGACUCUUACGGAUUCCGCAAUAUUUUACAGCCUCAGAAAAACAGAUGAUUUUGACAAUACUUUGAUCGAUACUGCCUCCAACAACGCAGCUUCUACUGCCUCUGAAUAUGCACAUGUUGGUGAGAGUGCUGAGUCGACACAUGCAACAAGCGAGGGUGGUCCAUCCGAACCUGGGAAUCAAGUCGAAAACGAACAUCAAACACACACUAGUUUAUGCUCGGACCUCCGACCGACUGCCACUGAAUUUGUACCCAAAAUGAUGCUCACGUCUGGCUCGACUGAGCCUGCGACCGAGCCUGAAGCUCUAGCUUCGCUUCAAGAUGUUGCUGGCCUACCAGACAUGACGUUACUUGAUAGACAUGGUAUACCAUUUCUCUGGUACAUGUACGGUAUCCAGUUUGCCUAUGAACAGGGUUUCAGGAACGGCCGGCCCAAGUCUCCCCGUAAGUUCAAGCCUAAAAAACAACGCGGUCCAGCAUUGUCAUCUAGCGAUGCUCCGCAUGCCAUCUCUCAUGACAGUCCUGCUAUUAUGAUGACAAGACUGGAUCCAGUGUCCACACCAGCAAAGCAGGAAGUGCCCUCCGCAGAGCUAGUGUUGCGUCCUACCGUACCUGCUCACGACCCCUGCCCUGUUUACAAUCAAGAAUUGAUUCAGCCAAACUCCCACGACGACGGGCCAGUGCACAAAGCCUACGGUGCUGUGACACACCAGCCUUUUGCAAGGCAAUUCGAUAAGAUCGCCGAGUAUACCGAUAUCAGGAGCAACAACACUCCCCGCCACUACAACAUUGACUUCACUAAGAUACAAAACGCCGGUUUCCCCACGGGGCCACGCAGCAUGCAGGAUCACAUGUAUCACAAACCGUCUCGAUACGACUAUCGGAAUCACCGUCGACUCGGAAACGGUCUGUAUGGCGGUCGAGGCAACGCCGCUGGCAUUCCUAUAGGAGCUACCGCGCCGUUUCCCAGCCCUGUCCCUCCGCAAGGCCGCCCGGAUCAGACGCACAACCACAGUGGGGGCGUGAGUGACUAUACUGAGUGCUCGAUUGGAACGGAGGCGUGUGGCAUGGUCGAUAUCGUAUCUGCGACUGAACUGAUUGGUGGUCGGCCAUGCAAUGCGUGUGAUCCUGGUCACUAG